Molecule: messenger RNA, 776 nt
Organism: Nicotiana tabacum (common tobacco)
Lineage: Eukaryota; Viridiplantae; Streptophyta; Magnoliopsida; Solanales; Solanaceae
Product: actin-depolymerizing factor
Biological process (GO): actin filament depolymerization
Cellular component (GO): actin cytoskeleton
Molecular function (GO): actin binding
Source: RefSeq, a predicted model, not a curated record
ACUUUCUUCAUUUUGGCAGUAUCUUCUUUUUUCCCUCUUAUCUUAAUAAUAACAACACCACCUUCAAACCAUAUUCCCCAUUUUCUCUGAAGGGUAGUGCAUUUUUUUUGCUCUCCAGUUUCUUUAGACGUUAAUCAUGUCUUUCAGAUUCAGAGGGCCGAAUGCCUCUUCUGGCAUGGGUGUAGCUGAUCACGGAAAAAAUGCAUUCUUGGAGCUGAAGAGGAAGAAGGUUCAUCGAUAUGUGAUAUUCAAGAUUGAUGAAAAGAAAAAGGAGGUUAUUGUUGAGAAAACUGGCAGCCCUGCUGAAAACUUUGAUGAUUUUACUGCUUCUUUGCCUGAAAAUGAUUGCCGAUAUGCAGUGUAUGACUUUGAUUUUGUGACUUCAGAGAAUUGCCAAAAGAGCAAGAUUUUCUUUGUUCAUUGGUCUCCUGCAACAUCUCGUAUUCGUGCAAAGAUGCUUUAUGCCACUUCCAAAGACGCAUUUAGAAGAGAGCUUGAUGGUUUUCAUUAUGAGAUUCAGGCUACUGAUCCCACAGAAGUUGAUCUUGAAGUGCUGAAAGACCGCGCUCACUGAGCCCUCUUGCAUCAAAAGCUAUCUUCCCCAGAAUAAGGGAAGAGCAUUAGCAGGGCCAUACCAUCAUAAUGAUUAAUGCUUAUAGCUUAUCGUUGGCCCCGUUUCUUACACAGGAAAAAUUCUUCUUAAAUAAUAUGGCAUCUGGGAAAGCUGAUUUCCAGUUACGCAUUUUAGCUUGUUAAUGUAUAUGGUGUUGCUAUUG